UAACAAGCAUUCCUAUUCCACCCUAUGCAAAAGUGAAAUAUAUUUUAUACAUUUGCUUUAAGUGGAAUCGUAAAAUUGGCCCAGCUUGCCAACCACAAUCAUAAGAUGAUUAAGACAAGGAGACCUAAGCCGUACUCAUACAUUGCUAUUGUUGCGGCUCUGUACGUUUUCUACCAACCAGUAAAUGGAGAUGCUAUACCUAUGACCAGUGAUAAUAUUGAUAUGACAUUGGCGUCAAAUGAAUUGGUUUUCCUUAAUUUUUAUGCGGAAUGGUGUCGCUUCAGUAAUAUUUUAGCGCCCAUUUUCAAUGAAGCAGCGGACAAGAUAAAAGCAGAGUUUCCAGAAGCUGGCAAAGUAGUAUUAGGGAAGGUGGAUUGUGAUCGGGAAACUGCGAUUGCAUCUCGCUUUCAUAUAAACAAAUAUCCAACUUUAAAAAUUGUCAGAAACGGGCAAUUGAGUAAGCGUGAAUAUAGAGGACAACGCUCGGCUGAAGCGUUUUUGGAGUUUGUGAAAAAACAGCUGGAGGAUCCCAUUCUGGAGUUCAAAUCCCUCAAGGAUUUGGAGAAUUUGGAUUCCAAAAAGCGUAUCAUAAUUGGAUAUUUUGAUCGUAGAGACCAACCAGAGUAUGAUACAUUCCGAAAGGUGGCCACCAAUUUGAAAGAAGAUUGCCAGUUUCACGUUGGUUUUGGUGAUGCCUCACAGGCUAUGCAUCCACCAGGCUCCCCAAUUAUUGUAUUUAGACCAGAUGUAGCCGUGUCUGACGAAAACGAUGAAACCUUCAAGGGGAGCUUGAAAAACUUUGACGAACUGAAAGUUUGGAUUCAGGAGAAGUGUGUGCCACUGGUGCGAGAGAUAACGUUUGAAAAUGCUGAAGAGCUGACGGAGGAGGGAUUGCCUUUCCUUAUACUGUUCCAUCGGCCAGACGACCUCAAUGCAAUUAAAGAUUAUAAAUCAAUAAUUGAUAGUCAAUUAUUAGAUGAAAAACAGAAUGUUAAUUUCCUAACCGCAGAUGGCAAGAGAUUUGCGCAUCCGCUUCAUCAUCUAGGAAAAUCUGAGGACGACCUACCCCUGAUUGCUAUUGAUUCAUUCAAGCAUAUGUAUCUCUUCCCGCAUUUCAAUGACAUGUAUACGCCAGGGAAGCUAAAACAGUUCUUGCAAGAUCUCUACAGCGGCAAGCUUCAUAGGGAAUUUCAUUAUGGGCCGGAUCCCACAAAUAAUGAAAUACAAUCUGAGGUUAAAAAUGCUAAGGGCACAUCACCUCCGGAGUCAAAAUUCAAGGAGCUUGGUCCAUCGAAGCAUCGCUACACCUUGCUAGAAAAAGAUGAGCUGUAACUUAAAACAUGUAUAUUCAAUUCUAAAAACAAAAAAAUUAUUAAAAUUUUUUCUAAAACUAAAACGCGAUUUGAGCUCUAAAUGAAUGUAAAUGCAAGAAAAAAUUUGCGCAUCAAAAUUUAAUUUCUCGAGCUUUCCAUAAUCCAUAGACCUACGCAACAUAAAACUCAAUUCAAUGGACGUUAGUAUAUAGGUCAAUGCCAGUUGUUAUUAUCAGUUGUUGCUCCUACUCUCUGUAGUGGGUAAUUCCAUUGCCAGUCCUUAUCUAAUCAAUGUACAUAACAUAAUAUCUACAUAAAUGAAUAGUCAAACAUAA
Scaptodrosophila lebanonensis is the source of this 1648-nucleotide messenger RNA. RefSeq names its product endoplasmic reticulum resident protein 44 (gene ERp44). The transcript is spliced from 7 exons. The coding region runs from base 106 to 1332 and encodes 408 amino acids. The record is from RefSeq and is a predicted model, not a curated record. NCBI's taxonomy places the organism in Eukaryota, Metazoa, Arthropoda, Insecta, Diptera, Drosophilidae.